Solanum verrucosum is the source of this 911-nucleotide messenger RNA. RefSeq names its product expansin-A4-like. Gene Ontology annotation, biological process: plant-type cell wall organization. The transcript has 2 exons. NCBI's taxonomy places the organism in Eukaryota, Viridiplantae, Streptophyta, Magnoliopsida, Solanales, Solanaceae. Gene Ontology annotation, cellular component: extracellular region. The record is from RefSeq and is a predicted model, not a curated record. The coding region runs from base 44 to 829 and encodes 261 amino acids.
UUCAACCACCUCAACUCCAUAAGCCUUUAAGCCCCAAUUAAGAAUGGGUAUCAUGAUUAUCAUCGCUGUUCUUCUUUUUGUGGACUCAUGUUUCAACAUUGUUGAAGGAAGAAUCCCUGGUGUUUACUCUGGUGGUUCAUGGCAAACUGCACAUGCUACAUUUUACGGUGGAAGUGAUGCUUCUGGAACAAUGGGUGGUGCCUGUGGUUAUGGAAAUUUAUACAGCCAAGGAUACGGAGUUAACACAGCAGCACUAAGUACUGCUUUGUUUAACAAUGGAUUAAGUUGUGGAGCUUGCUUUGAACUUAAAUGUACAAAUACUCCUAAUUGGAAAUGGUGUCUCCCUGGAAGCCCUUCAAUUUUAAUCACAGCUACCAAUUUCUGCCCACCAAACUACGCAUUGCCAAAUGAUAAUGGUGGCUGGUGCAAUCCUCCUCGCUCUCACUUUGAUCUCACUAUGCCUAUGUUUCUCAAGCUUGCUCAGUACCGUGCUGGCAUUGUUCCUGUUACUUAUCGCAGGAUACCAUGCCGCAAGCAAGGAGGAAUCAGGUUCACAAUCAAUGGUUUCCGUUACUUUAACUUAGUCUUGAUCACGAAUGUAGCAGGUGCAGGAGAUAUUAUUAAAGUUUGGGUAAAAGGAACAAAGACUAAUUGGAUUCCAUUGAGCCGUAAUUGGGGUCAAAAUUGGCAAUCAAAUGCGGUUUUAACUGGUCAAUCACUCUCUUUCAGGGUUAAAGCUAGUGACCACCGCUCUUCUACUUCAUGGAAUAUUGUUCCUUCUCAUUGGCAAUUUGGCCAAACUUUCACCGGAAAGAAUUUCAAAAUAUAAAAUCCAAAAAAAAAAAAAAAAGUGAAUGGAGGGGAAGAAUAGAGUUACAUUUAAAGGGUAUUGUUAUUUAAUUUGUGGGAAA